Physeter macrocephalus (sperm whale) is the source of this 1938-nucleotide messenger RNA. RefSeq names its product centriolar satellite-associated tubulin polyglutamylase complex regulator 1-like. The transcript has 5 exons. Lineage: Eukaryota; Metazoa; Chordata; Mammalia; Artiodactyla; Physeteridae. The record is from RefSeq and is a predicted model, not a curated record. Bases 93 to 455 code for a protein of 120 amino acids.
CCGCCGCGUGGGUGCCAUGGCAACAGAGAGAGCCCUUGACCUGGGUUCCGGAAGCGGGAGAGCUGGAGCUCUGAAGCUACCCUGGUCAAAGGAUGCUGAGUCCGGAACGCCUAGCCCUACCGGACUACGAGUAUCUGGCCCAGCGCCAUGUCCUCACAUACAUGGAGGAUGCAGUAUGCCAGCUGCUAGAGAACAAGGAAGAUAUUAGCCAAUAUGGCAUUGCCAGGUUCUUCACUGAAUAUUUUAACAGUGUAUGUCAGGGAACUCACAUUCUUUUUCGGGAAUUCAGCUUCAUCCAAGCCACCCCUCACAAUAGGGCAUCAUUCUUACGGGCCUUCUGGAGAUGCUUCCGAACUGUAGGCAAAAAUGGCGACAAUAGAACCCUAUCAGUUUGUGUGGUGUUUUCACAUAUGACGUUGGCACAAGCAUGGAAACCAGAAUGGAAGGCUGAAUAAUGGCACCCGAAGAUACCCAGGUUCCUAAUCCCUGGACCCUGUGAAUGUUAUCUUAUAUGACAAGAAGAACUUUGCAGAUAUGAUUAAGUUAAGGAUCUUGAGAUGGGGGAGAUUUUCCUGGUUUAUCCAGGUGGACCUAAAUGUAAUCACAGGUAUCCUUAUAAGAGGCAGACUGUGGGAGACUUUAUGACAGAAGAGGAAGAAGGCAAUGUGAAAGCUGGAAGCAGUGGACAGGGGAAGGUGAUGAGAUGCGGGGCCACAAGCCAAGUAGUGAGGACAGCCUCUAGUCGAUGGCGAAGCCAAAGAAAUAGAUUCUCCCCGGAUCUGCAGAAGGAAUCAGGCCGCUGACACAUUGCUGUUAGCCCUGUUAAGACUCAGUUUGGACUUACGGCCUCCAGAACUAUAGGAGAAUAAAUUUCAGAAAUUUCAAGCCACCAAGUUUGUGGUAAUUUGUUAAAGCAACCAUAAGAUUCUAAUACACACCCCACAUUACUGGCUUCACGGUUUAUUUCCUUCGCACUUUGUCCUUAUAUUUUUCCUACACUUUGCAAUUAUUAUAUUACUUUUCUGAAUUCAGUUAUAAAAGCAUUAUUUCAGAUCAAGUUUGAGGAGUGUUGAGAGUUUAGCUAAGCUACUCCAUGAUUUUGCUGCCUUGCAAUCCAUUUUGUUUGGCCUGCAGAGACCUUAAAAUGAUACCAGCUUCCUCAGCAAGUGCAUGCCUUAGAUAACAGCCUGCAAAGUCACAAACAAAUAUAAGUUCCUGAUAUGACUUUACCACUAGCAGUCUCCCCUGCCUCCCAGGGCUUUCACCUUGUCCCUUAGAUAAGGCCCCCAUGGGAGCUUACCAAAAGCCCACUCUUUUGGUUUGAAUUGACCAAUCCGGCCUUAGCCCAGGAACCCCAAAGUUCUCCACCCACAGACCCCAAUAAAGCCUUGUUGCUCCAGGUCCUGUCACUCUCUGUCUUCACUCUGCCUUGACCUCCCCCUGUGGCUCCUUGAGGUAUGCUUUGUGCUUCCUCCAGGACCUGUCCGUAAUAAACAUCUCUAUUUCAGUUUCUCUUGUGUCUGUUGCUGAACAAGAUAAUAUCUGGUACCCUCUGCUCCACUUAAGAAAUGUUGAUAUAACAAAGUCAUAACAAAGAGGUAUUUUAUUUUGAGAGAAUAUCCUAUCCUAUCCUAUGGCUAUCCCAUAUCCCAACUUUUCCUAUGGCUGCAAUAGAAAAGUGAAAGUGACGGGACCAGUGUUGCUAUAUGUAUAAUGAAAGGAAAUCUUUUCAAGAUGAGGGAGUAGCACAUUUAUGGAAAAAUAUUGAGAAACAAAAGUCAAGUCAAUUAAUCAUCCCACAUCUCUGACUAGAAAUACAAUAGAUUUCCCCUACACCCACCACUCUUCAUUUAAAAAAUUUUCAAACCUACAAGAAAGUUAUGGGAGUAACUUGGAUUCACCAAAUGCUAACAUCUGUUACAUUUGUGCACAAUAGGU